AUGCAAGUGGGCAGGGGCAUGAUGAUGAUGAUGAUGAUGAUGAUGAUGAUGAUAAUGUAGUAGUAGUAGUAGCAUAGCAGCUAACGUUAGUGACCGCUCGCUAGCAAGCUACGGAUUAACAAAAUGAACGAACCUGAGUGACAGAGGCAUCUUCCGAGAUGGCGAUUUCUUCCUUAUCUUUCGGGGUUUUGACUGUAACCUUAAUAAUAGUUCCCUCCGAAGAGACCGUUGUAUUAUUGUUGUUAUUAACAGGAUCUUCACCGCCGUUGUCCGCCAUUUUUACUUCUCCGAUAGAAUCGAUCGGAUUUGGCGUCCACUUCCGGGUCAAUAUAGGUCACCACUUCCUUUCCAAAAAAGUUGCCUCAUGAUGACACGUAUUUUGAACCAAACAGACCGAUUUACAUGCCUUCGCUCAGAGACAAUAAAGCUGCUGCCUUAGCAUUGUCUUCUAUGGUAGGCUAGUGAAAUAUUCCAAUGAACAAAAUUGAAUACAUACAGUACCAGUCAAAAGUUUGGACACCUACUCAUUCAAGGGUUUUUCUUUAUUUUUUACUAUUUUCUACAUUGUAGAAUAAUAGUGAAGACAUCAAAACUAUGAAAUAACACAUAUGGAAUCAUGUAGUAACCAAAGAAGUGUUAAAGAAAUCAAAAUAUAUUAUUAUUUUAUAUUUUACAUUCUUCAAAGUAGCCACCCUUUGCCUUGAUGACAGUUUUGCACACUCUUCGCAUUCUCUCAACCAGCUUCACCUGGAAUGCUUUUCCAACAGUCUUGAAGGAGUUCCCACAUAUGCUGAGCACUUGUUGGCUGCUUUUCCUUCACUCUGUGGUCCAACGCAUCCCAAACCAUCUCAAUUGGUUUGAGGUCGGGUGAUUGUGGAGGCCAGUUCAUCUAAUGCAGCACUCCAUCACUCUCCUUCUUGGUCAAAUAACCCUUACACAGCCUGGAGGUGUGUUUUGGGUCAUUGUCCUGUUGAAAAACAAAUGAUAGUCCCACUAAGCGCAAACCAGAUGGGAUGGUGUAUCGCUGCAGAAUGCUGUGGUAGCCAUGCUGGUUAAGUGUGCCUUGAAUUCUAAGUAAAUCACUGACAGUGUCACCAGCAAAGCACCCCCACACCUCCUCCUCCAUGCUUCACGGUGGGAAUCACACAUGCGGAGAUCAUCCGUUCACCUACUUUGCGUCUCACAAAGACACGGCGGUUGGAACCAAAAAUCUCAAAUUUGGACUCAUCAGACCAAAGGACAGAUUUCCACCGGUCUAAUGUCCAUUGUUCGUGUUUCUUGGUCCAAGUAAGUCUCUUCUUCUUAUUGGUGUCCUUUAGUAGUGGUUUCUUUGCAGCAAUUCGACCAUGAAGGCCUGAUUCAUGCAGUUUCCUCUGAACAGUUGAUGUUGAGAUGUGUCUGUUACUUGAACUCUGUGAAGCAUUUAUUUGGGCUGCAAUUCCUGAGGCUGGUAACUCUAAUGAACUAAUGGCUGGUAACUCUGCAGCAGAGGUAACUCUGGGUCUUCCUUUCCUGUGACGGUCCUCAUGAGAGCCAGUUUCAUCAUAGCGCUUGAUGGUUUUUGCGACUGAACUUGAAGAAACUUUUAAAGUUCUUGAAAUGUUCUGUAUUGACUGACCUUCAUGUCUUAAAGUAAUGAUGGACUGUCAUUUCUCUUGCUCAUUUGAGCUGUUCUUGCCAUAAUAUGGACUUGGUAUUUUACCAAAUAGGGCUAUGUUCUAUCAAUUCUAUCUAUUUUUGUGUUCCAACCUUAUUCAAAUAAAUAUUUGUACGUUUUAUUUCAAUAUAAUCAAUACAUAACUGUUAUAAUAUAAACUUUUAUUAUUGUGUUAAUCUCUUCCCACAGCCGCUAACUCAACAAGCUCCCCUGGAGGAGUGCCAUGAGUCUAGCAAACAAGAAGACCAUGGUGUCUUUAGCCUAACAUACAAACCAAGCGUGAUUUGGAGUUGCAGUUUGAAAAACCUGUCAUAUCAUGAAAUUGCCAACCCAUCACUUUUAUCUCUUUGAUAUCCCCACCACCCACCCACCUUGCAUAAUGAAGCAGUCAUAAACAGAACCUUAUCUGCAUCUUUGGCGUCUGCAACCUUUAGACGUCUGUGCCGUGAUUAAAUGCUAAUACUGAAUGGAAGAAAUGUGAAAUGAAACGGCAGUCAUAAUUGCUAUGUUUGAUCCAUUGAUUCCAGUGGUGGAAAAAGUACCCAAUUGUCAUACUUGAGUAAAAGUAAAGAUACCUUAUUAGAAAAUGACUCAAGUAAAAGUAAAAGUCACCCAGUAAAAUUCUACUUCAGUAAAAGUCUAAAAUUAUUUGGUUUAAAAUAUACUUAAGUAUCAAAAGCAAAUGUAAUUGCUAAAAUAUACUUAAGUAUCAAAAGUAGAAGUCAAAGUAUAAAUCAUUUCAAAUUUCUUAUAUUAAUCAAACCGGAUAGCACCAUUUUAUUUUUAUUUUUUAUGGAUAGCCAGGGGCACGCUCCAACACUCAGACAUAAUUUACAAAUGAAGCAUAUGUGUUUAGUGAGUCCGCCAGAUCAGAGGCAGUGUGGAUGACCAGGGAUGUUCUGUUGAUAAGUGUGUGAAUUUGACAAUUAUCCUGUCCUGCUAAGCAUUCAAAAUGUAACGAGUACUUUUGGGUGUCAAGGAAAAAGAAUGGAGUAAAAAGUACAAUAUUUUCGUAAGGAAUGUAGUGAAGUAAAAGUAAAAGUAGUGAAAAAUAUAAAUAGUAAAGUAAAGUACAGAUACCCCAAAAAACGACUUAAGUAGGACUUUAAAGUAUUUUUACUUAAGUACUUUACACCACUGAUUGAUUCUGUUACAUAUAUAAUAAUAUAAUAUAUAAUAUGCCAUUUAGCAGACGCUUUUAUCCAAAGCGACUUACAGUCAUGUGUGCAUACAUUUUUACGUAUGGGUGGUCCCGGGGAUCAAACCCACUACCCUGGCGUUACAAGCGCUAUGCUCUACCAAUUGAGCUACAGAGGACAACAUGACACAGUGGUGGUGGCUUUUGAUGAAGGGUAUGACAUUUCUGUCAGUGGAAGAUGGCCUAUCCCUUAAUCAGACCUCACAGACUGUCUGUAGCUGUCUUUAGAUGGAUGUUUGUGUGUGUUUGUGUGUGUGUGUGUGUGUGUGUGUGUGUGUGUGUGUGUGUGUGUGUGUGUGUGUGUGUGUGAGCGUGUGUGUCUUUAAAAAAUACACUGUAUAAAUACUGUAAUGGAAAACUAUGAUCAAGAGUUUUCAACUUACAGUGUAUUUAAAAACAGUAUUAUGAGGAAGCAGGUGAGCUACAUAUUACAGAUGUAUUCUGUAUAUUACAGAGAGGACAACCAGUUAGACAGAGGGGCCAUCCCUCCCUAUAUGUGUGUCUAACUGUCUAUCCAUGCCGCCACAGCCCCACAUACACUGAAAGAAAAAUGUUGGCUUCAGCAUGUUGCAUUGACUCCAGCAGUACUGCAUACCUAUGCACAUCCACAAUUCUAGAAUAUACCAAAUACAAACCAACAAAAAGAAUAUGGAGCCCCCCAGCCAAAGCCCCUACCCUAACACCCUGACAACCCCCCCCCCCCCCCCCCCCCCCCCCCCCCGCCUACACUGAAAGGUCUGUGGGGGUCACAUGAUCCCGUGCCCCUAGCGAUGGCUCGUUUCAAUUGCAUCUGUUACAUGGGGACCGAUUGUUUAAUGAUUCUGCUUCCAUCAACAGAAAACACAGAGGGGAUAGCCCAGUGGAGUUCUCUUUCACUCUCCUAUCGCUCCUCCUAGGCUUGCAACGUCUCUCCUUCUCUCUCUCUCUCUUUCCCUCUAUCCCUGUCUCACUUUCUCCCCAGAAAGGUAGACGGUUAAGAGGGUGCUUUUACUGAAGAAACAAGGUAAGGGACAUCCUAAAUACAGUAUAUCUAUCUAAUGAUAAAAAUGUAUAGUUGUGCCAAAGACACAGUUACUCAGCUUAAUAGUGAACUGAAGUCUGAAAACAAGACAAUAGUGAACUAGUGGUUGAAUAACCACUGCUCAAACUAAAUUAAGUGCUUGGCAGAACUUACUUGGCAAAAGAGCUGAGGAUACUAGUUGUAAACGUACAUUCUAUGACAAUGUAAAAACUGCAUGCGUGUUUGUUUAUGCUAUAUGGAGCAAAUAUUCGAAUAUGUUAACCGGUGUAAUUUAAGGCUUAUAUAGAGCAUUUCAAAAUGUCAAAUUGCUCAAAUAAAGUGAUAUUCCCUGAGCAUGUCUAGCCGUCAAGCUUAGACUGUUUCUGACUUAUUGUGUGUGCCGUAGCAUCACAUAAAGUAGUGCUUAUGAGUGAGCACAACUGAUAAUAACUAUAAACUCUGUAAUAUAUGUGAUCCCAAAAUUAGCAGUAAUUUGAGACCACUGAGAUUCGGCAAUUUGUACUUUGGCUUUGAAAUAUUGUUGUCCAUGUAACAGUUAUUUCUGGUGUCAAGAAUCAUACUGAAUUUAUUUCUGUUUCUAUUACAGUCUCCACAGAAUGGAAUAAUUAUUAUUAAAACCGAGUGUGUUCUAUAUACCUAGAUCAUACCAGAUAGGUACAGGUGUGUGUGUAUGUGUGUGUGUGUGUGUGUGUAUGUGUGUGUGUCUAACCUCAUCAUCUCCCUCCCUAGUAUGAGGAGCUACGAAGUGGCCAGAGCAAACUGAGUGUGUGUCAUACAAAACAUUGUAUCAUCCAGGUGUGUUUAUCCCCCCUCCAUCGUCUUCCUAUGCAGUAUCAGCUCCUUCACAGUGGCCACAGCAGCAUCUCUCAGGAUGUAUAGCUUCAUGGGAGGGGGCCUGUUCUGUGCCAUGGUGGGGAACAUCCUGCUGGUGGUCUCCACAGCAACAGACUACUGGAUGCAGUACCGUCUGUCGGGCAGCUUCGCCCACCAGGGCCUGUGGAGGUACUGCAUGUCGGGCAAGUGUUACAUGCAGACGGACAGCAUCGGUGAGAACACACGUCAAGCACAAUCUCCCAAAUGGCACCCUAUUCCCUAUGCCCAUAGGGCUCUGAUCUAAAGUAGUGCACUAUAUAGGGAAUAGGGUACCAUUUGGGACAUAGCCUAAGAGAGCAAUAGUAAUUCAAACUACGUUUACCACUCCUGAACUUGACCCAAGUGAAUAGGCUACCAGCAGCAUCUCAGUAGUUAAUAGACACUUCCUCCUAGUCCAGUUAAAGUCAUUUGUCAGAGACAUCUCAUCAAUGGCUGCUUUGUUUCAUGUUACAAUCCUGUUUUCACAAACCUGUUACUGGAAAUGUAUUUUAGAGGAAUGUUGCGCAUGAUAAAUAUGGCGCCACCUAGAGGCUGAGAAUGGCGCUGGGCUUAGUUGUUAAUCUGCCUGAAGAAGGGAUGCUGGGGCUCUAUUGUUGUCAUCCUGCUCAGCCUCUGUCUGUCCCCUUCUAGCAUAUUGGAAUGCCACCCGGGCCUUUAUGAUCCUGUCAGGUAUGUCGUGCUUCGCGGGCAUCAUCACAGGCAUUCUCUCCUUCGCCCACUUCUCCACCUUCGAGAGGUUCAACCGCUCCUUCGCUGCAGGGAUCAUGUUUUUCAUCUCCAGUGAGUCUCACACACACACACACACACACACACACACACACACACACACACACACAGUACAGCAUAUUUACCUCUUAUAUUCCCCUUCCUUCUCCCAGCCUUAUUUGUUCUGCUGGCGAUGGCCAUCUACACAGGUGUGACAGUGAACUUCCUGGGCAAGCGCUUUGGUGACUGGCGCUUCUCCUGGUCCUACAUACUGGGCUGGGUGGCACUGCUCAUGACCUUCUUUGCA
Coregonus sp. 'balchen' is the source of this 5761-nucleotide messenger RNA. The record is from the annotation of a GenBank genome assembly. NCBI's taxonomy places the organism in Eukaryota, Metazoa, Chordata, Actinopteri, Salmoniformes, Salmonidae.